Molecule: messenger RNA, 4264 nt
Organism: Pezoporus flaviventris
Lineage: Eukaryota; Metazoa; Chordata; Aves; Psittaciformes; Psittacidae
Gene: GFI1
Product: growth factor independent 1 transcriptional repressor
Exons: 8
Coding region: 1581-2642 (353 amino acids)
Biological process (GO): regulation of transcription by RNA polymerase II
Cellular component (GO): nucleus
Molecular function (GO): RNA polymerase II cis-regulatory region sequence-specific DNA binding; DNA-binding transcription factor activity, RNA polymerase II-specific
Source: RefSeq, a predicted model, not a curated record
GUGCUCUUCAACUUCCUUUUGUGUCAUUGCUAAAGCAUCACGCAGGUUGGACAAUUUUUCUCUCAGCGAUGUUUGCUUGCUUAGUUAGGUUUUGGGAAGUCGGGUUAACGCCGUGUUCCACGCUGGCUCACAGGCACGAAGUGACUGUUUUUUCUGUGAAUGCUUCGGGGGUGGUGGUGGAGAGCAGCAUCUGCUCGCAAAGCCAUCACGCUCCUGGGCGUGAGGGAGGCUGGAGUUUGCUCCUGCCUUGUCCGACUUCUUAGUUCUUAGUCGUUUCCGAACGGAAAUGAUGCUAAACCUCGAUUGGCUCGGCAGAACAGCACUUCGGGUGGCCCUACAGCCAUCGAAACGAAGUUGCUGGUAGCCUAAGAUGUCACAACGAAGCAGGAAGCACCUCAGAAAGAUACCGAACAUUCUAUGUGAGCUGGAUUUCCUGCCUGCAUUAGGAAUCCAAGGCUAGACCUAGAAAAAUCUGUUUCGGGGUCGGCCUCCGCAGAAGGGAGCAGGCUGCCGGGCUGCGCGGUGCAGAGGUCCCCUCUGGUGAGAGGUGUCGGGGCGGUGCUUUCCACGGACCUCCACCACCGUGCUCGCUGCCGGUGCCUGCCCCACGGAGCCUCCCCUAGUCAGCAGCCUGAGCACCGGCACGGAGGCGAGGAAGGCGAAAGGGAAGCUUGUCUUUCGCCUUCGUGUUUGAGCCGCCCUCAAGCUACAGUAGCCACCGUGCACCGGAGGGGGGGGGGGGGGGGGGGGGGGGAUCUCGCCUACCCCUUCCAUAUUUAACCAUUACCUAAAUCCGAAGGGAAAUGAGCAAACCUCUAGGCUUGGGUCUUAAGGUAUUUUCAGCGCCGUUGGGCGUAUUUAUCCCGAAAGAGUUUUCCACAACAAGUUAUUUCUAGUCUAGGGGAGGUCUCCGUCGCCCAGGGCCUUGCCUAAGCCCCGAUUCUAAAUGCCACGCACGGCUCGAUGGCGGCUCGACCCCGUCCCCGGGCAGGGGGCAGAGAUGCCACCCGGAGCCUACUCGUCAGCGCGGGCGCCCUCUCCUCCGUCCCCUGCCCUCUGCCUCUGCCCGCCUUGAGUCAGUCUGUGUUUUGAAUCUGUGACUUGUUCUCGUUGCGGAAGUUGAAGGGGAUCCAAGAAUAGUUCAGAUAGAUGUGUAUAAUUUCUAGUGCAGAACACCGAGAGAAAUGAAAAGCCCCGUUCCAAAAUGACACUUCGAUGUCACUUCAGCGAGCCCUGUGAGGUGGAAUACGAAGCUCCUAACGCUCAGGAAGUGGAAUUUGUGGUUUAGGGGGCCGAGCUCUGAAGGAGUUGAGAGGCACUAAAAAAAAAAAAAAAAAAGAAAAAGAAAAAAAAAAGCCAACUCAAGCACCAUUGCUCUUUAAAGGGAGGCUAAAUUUAAAGUCACCCAAACUGGCAGCCUGCGGCGCAAACCCCGUCUGCAGCCCAGCUUCCUUCACCCCUCCACAUGGGUCGCCUUCCCACCGGCGCCCCGCGGGAGAGUUGGGGGUGACGCUCGCGGCCGCCGUGCCUGGCGCUUGGAGAAGGAGCGCGGCCGUGCCGGCCGUGGCAGCACCCCCACCAUGCCGAGGUCCUUCCUAGUGAAGAGCAAGAAAGCGCACAGCUACCACCAGCCUCGCUCCGCCGACGAGGACUACAGCCUGCGGCUGGAGACGGUGCUAGCCCAGAUCUGUGCAGACAGCAAGAUCCCCGAGGACGCGGAGCUGUGCCGCACCAUCCUGCCCGACCCGGAGCCUUCCCAGGGACGCUUCUCCCCGGAAUCCCACCUUGCCGAGGCUGCCGAUGGCACCUCCGAGUCAGCGCCCAGCUGCGAGGGCAGCGUCUGUGACAGAGUGUCCGAGUUUGAGGAUUUCUGGAGACCUCCCUCGCCCUCCGUUUCGCCAGCCUCUGAGCGAUCUGUGUGUCCAUCCCUAGAUGAAGCACCCCCCUUCUCGGUGCCCUUCAAGCCGUACAUGUGGAACAGCCUAGGUGGCUCUGAACUGAGGCAUCUUGUGCAAAGCUACAGGCCCUGCCCAACACUGGAGCGAACCUCAGCCCUUGGGCUCUUCUGUGAGCGAGGCUCUGAGUCUGCCCUCUACAGUGCUGAGUGUAGCUCUUCUCUUGGACUUUAUGGUGACUUCAGCUCCCCAGGCCCGGGGCUGUAUGAGCGUCCGCCAGCAGCAGCACCCAGACUCUAUGCUGAGACGCAGCCUGGGCUGCAGCAAGAGAAGGGCCCAGGUGGCAUCAAAGUGGAGUCAGACCUCUUGUGCCGCCCAUUGCUCAUCAGUACUGGCUCUUACAAGUGUGUCAAGUGCAGCAAGGUCUUCUCCACACCACAUGGCCUUGAGGUACACGUGCGCCGCUCACACAGUGGCACGAGGCCCUUUGCCUGUGACAUGUGUGGCAAGACCUUUGGCCAUGCAGUCAGCCUGGAGCAGCACAAGGCCGUGCAUUCGCAGGAACGCAGCUUUGAUUGUAAGAUUUGUGGCAAGAGCUUUAAGAGAUCUUCUACUCUGUCCACCCACCUGCUCAUCCACUCGGACACACGGCCCUAUCCAUGCCAGUACUGUGGGAAACGGUUCCACCAGAAAUCUGAUAUGAAGAAGCACACCUUCAUUCACACAGGGUUUACCAGUUUACAAUAGGAACAACAUGAGUUCCCUCCUCUAGAACAAACACUAAACUGGAGGGCUUAGGGUCCAACUCAGACUAAAUAUUUGUUCAGAGGUGUCUGCACUUCCACAUGCUGCAGUUUUGUACAGAAUGGAAGAAGAGGUGCAGAGUUCUCAAGUUUCACUGCUAGUAAUAAACAUGGAAACUAAUAAAGUGCAGGUGAAUCAUCAAAGGAAAUUGUUUUAAAAAUAUCAUUCAGUGAGAAGGCAAGUUUAUCAGAAAUCUUAAAAUCUUGCCUUUCAGACCUGAAUCACUCACUUAAAGUAGAGGGAAAGGAAUGAUGUGUGAGAUACAGAAGCAGUUGUAGACACAAAAAAAUAACACCUGUACUGGCCAAACCCAAGGUUCAGAUGACCAAAAUCCGGUUUCCUGGUAGUGACCUCUAGCAGAUAUCAAGGGUGAAGCUUAAACAUGGCCAAUACAUAGAAAGAUAGUGCAACAUUACAUGUAGCACUGCUUGGCUGUUACUUUUCUAGAUGACAAGCAGUGAAAAAUAAAUGUUACAUAUAGAGGUUUUCCACAAGAAGCUUGCUGGAUGAAAAUUAACUAUUCAGGAAGUAAUACAAAAAGUUCCACAGUAACUUUUUCCAAUGAGUCUUGAUGAAGUAAAUUUCAGCCAAACUCUGAAUCAGUCAAAACCAUUAUUUGGUUGUGAGAUCAGAAAUUGUGCCUGGACUUCUACAUUGCUAAUACAAAACCACAUCCUUAACUGAAUCAGGGAUCCCUUUCAUACGCAGCGUACAUCUGUGAACUGAGCCUCCAGCACAUUUUGUAUUAUUUUAUGUUUCUGAGAAUCUCAUCUUCAGACAUGAAAAGAGUUUGUUGUGCCAGCUGAAGUCAGUGGGCUCUGCAGGUGCAAAGCUGCUCUGAAAAUCAGGCUUGGUUUUGUGGUUGGAUUCCUUUUUAUCUGUUAUUUGAUAACAAACACUAUGAAAAUGCACUGAGAUCCUGCUUCCAUGGAGGCCAGUGGAGUUUUGUCACUCAUCCCUCUGCAGGAGAAUUUUAGGGCUGAAUUUGUUCCCUUUUAUGUUAUUUGCCUGCAGAAAAAUUUCAGGGAUGACUCAGGGUGACUGCUAGCACUUCAGUAUGGGGAACGGAGAGGAGAGCAGAUCUCUGGGUGAAGCCUGGCCUUCAGGGUUCACUUAAGGGCACUCAGACCUUCCUUAGGGACAGACCACAACUCAAUGGGUUUGGCUUAACAACCUCCACCUAUCUAUCCUACUUGCCACCACACUGAUGCUAUAACUGAUGUCAGUCCAAAUGACCUGAGAGUCUUUCCAGGAGUUCCUUAUGUUUCUAGGACACAAAGGCAAUUUAAAUCACACAGAGCCAUGCAGCCAAAGUGCAUUCACAAGUUAUUGUAUCCUGAGAACACAAUGUGCUUCAGGCUGCUCUCAGAGCUGUACUGUGGAGGUGCAGCCAAGUUCAGGCCUGCUCUGCUGCAGUACAGGCUCAGGUAAUUAUCUGGGGCUCCCAAUUGCAUGGUUUUUAUUAGAAUAACUUCCUCAGUAAUCACACACGAGUCUCUUUGAUGAGUUCUAAGGUCCACUGUGCAUUUCCUGUUUGCUCUGGUCCUGUGUAGCAAGGAUUGCCU